AUGGUUAGAGUGAAUAACCAUGAACAAACAGACGUUCAAGAAUACCUUGGGAGUUAUGUCCCUACGGAAGACGGGAAAUUGGUGUUCCAAGAAGGGAUAUUGGUUGAAGCAGUGAGAAAGGGAAAUUGGAUUGUACUUGAUGAACUCAACUUGGCACCUUCAGAGGUGUUGGAAGCACUGAAUAGACUUUUGGAAUUCAACAAAGAAUUGUAUAUCCCUGAGACGCAAGAGGUGGUCAAGCCCCAUCCACAGUUCAUGUUGUUUGCGACGCAAAACCCCCCAAAUACGUAUGGAGGAAGAAAACAUUUGUCAUGUUGUUUAGAAAUCGAAUUACCAAAUUACAAUUUGACGAAAUACCUGAAAAUGAAAUAA
Molecule: messenger RNA, 372 nt
Organism: Entamoeba invadens IP1
Lineage: Eukaryota; Evosea; Mastigamoebida; Endamoebidae
Exons: 1
Coding region: 1-372 (123 amino acids)
Biological process (GO): ribosomal large subunit assembly; rRNA processing
Cellular component (GO): preribosome, large subunit precursor
Molecular function (GO): ATP binding; ATP hydrolysis activity
Source: RefSeq, a predicted model, not a curated record